AUGCCAUAUUCCAGCUCAGAUAUAUAUUUACAUAACUUUACUAUAGGAAACACUAGUAGCGAUGUUACUAUUAAUACUAGCACCACUAACAACAACAAUGAUACCUAUACCACAGCCUUCUUUAUUAACAACAAAGACACAACAACGCCAGUGUCAAAACUAAAAUCAUUCAAUAUUCAAGAAACAAUACAAAAAGAACCUGACAGUGAAGACAUAGAUUCAUUUCCUGAUGGUGGAUGGAAAGCUUAUUCUGUAGUGUUCGGUGCAUUUAUGGGUUUGGUUCCUAUGUUUGGUGUUAUCAAUACAUUGGGUGCCAUUCAAACAUAUAUUAGUCGUGAACAAUUAGCUAAUGUGUCUUCAUCAACUGUUUCUUGGAUCUUUUCAUCUUAUUUGGCAAUAACCUUCUCAAGUAGUGUAUUUGUUGGUGCUUACUUUGAUAGAAACGGUGCUUUUGCCCCAAUGGUUAUCGGUAGUGUGUUAUUCAUUGCUGGCUUGAUGGCUAUGGCCAAUUCUAAAACCAUUGCACAAUUCAUUUUAUCUUUUGGUGUCUGUUCCGGCAUUGGUUGCGGCAUGGUUUUCGCUUUGGCCAUGAGUUGUGUCACUACAUGGUUCUAUCGUAAAAGAUCUACUGCCACCAGUAUUGCUUCAAUUGGUGGUUCCGUUGGUGGUGUUGUGUUCCCAAUAAUGUUAAAAAAAUUGUUUGUCGAGGUUGGUUUUGCUUGGGCCAUUAGGAUCUUGGCAUUCAUUUGUGCAGGGUCUUUGUUAUGCUGCUUAAUUUUUUGCAAAGAAAGAGUCACUGAAAAACCCAAUAUAAUUAAAUUCAAAGAUAAUAAAGAAAGGUUAUUAUGGUACACAGCUUCAUGUUUUAAUUGGAGAUAUCUAUUAGAUUGGAAAUUUUUAUUCACCACUUUAGCUACAUCACUAGGCGAAAAUUCAAUUACUGCUUGUACCACCUAUCUGGCUUCUUAUUCUCUGAUGAGAGGCAAUUCAGAGGAUGUUUCCUACUUGCUAAUUACAGUUGUCAACAUAGUUGGCAUAUUUGGAAGGUUUAUCCCAGGUUAUCUGGCAGAUAAGUAUUUUGGUGUCUUCAACGUUACCAUUGUCACAGCUAUACUAUGUUCUUUAAUCUGCUUUAUCAUUUGGCUCCCAUUCGGCAAAAAUCCCGCGUGCUUAUGGGUCUUUGCUUGUUUAUAUGGUUUUAGUAGUGGUAGCAUUUUCAGUUUAACUGCACCGCUAAUAGGCAAAAUAUCCAGAACGUCAGAUUUUGGAAAAAGAUACUCUACUGCAUACUUGUUUGAAGCCAUAACCACAUUGCCAAUUAUCCCUAUUUGUGGUGCUAUUAUCGGAGACGGUAGCCCAAAAAAUUAUAACAAUUUUAUUAUUUUUUCUACAAUGCUGAUGGUUGCUGCUUCAGUUUGUUAUUUAUCAGCAAGGUUUAUUUGUGUAGGAGUUAAUCUAAAAAAAUUUUAA
Saccharomycodes ludwigii is the source of this 1470-nucleotide messenger RNA. Its product is annotated as MCT family MFS transporter. The coding region runs from base 1 to 1470 and encodes 489 amino acids. Gene Ontology annotation, cellular component: fungal-type vacuole membrane. Gene Ontology annotation, molecular function: transmembrane transporter activity. Gene Ontology annotation, biological process: transmembrane transport. The transcript has a single exon. The record is from RefSeq and is a predicted model, not a curated record. NCBI's taxonomy places the organism in Eukaryota, Fungi, Ascomycota, Saccharomycetes, Saccharomycodales, Saccharomycodaceae.